This is a messenger RNA of Striga hermonthica, 1704 nucleotides long. NCBI's taxonomy places the organism in Eukaryota, Viridiplantae, Streptophyta, Magnoliopsida, Lamiales, Orobanchaceae. The record is from the annotation of a GenBank genome assembly.
AUGCGGCCACCGGAGCAGUUAAGCUCCGCCAGCAACAGCAGAUCACCUCGAUUUCGUCGGUCCACCUCCACACCCCUUAGGUCGCAGCCGUCCAUUGCUCGCUGCCGAUCAGUCGUACGCAACCGUAUCUCUCACGCCAACGAACCGCCGUCGCCGUCUCAGCCCGCCAUACCGCCGUUGUCUUCUCAUUCCGCUGCCGAAGUCGCAUUCCCGCCUUCCGACCGCUGCCGCCGUACUGAUAGUAACAGCGCCGCCGCUCGCCGCCUCCGAUGUACAGUCCGGCGAACGAUCACUGCCGGCCAUCCUCGCCGGUCCGACGGCGGUUUCCCAAAAAAAAAUAGUUACCGUCAAGCACGUCUAUUGGUCGCCACAACUACCAUCCUUGCCGGGCCCGUCACCAGCGUGGAGGACGACGGUAGUAAGGCUGGUUGCAGAGGCGGAGUUGAUUCCGGCAGAUCUGGUUGCAGUGGCGUUGCGACGGGACAGGUGGAUCUCACAGCGGUGUGCUUCGCCAAGGUCUACCUCGGCCGCCCCCUCGACGGCGGCGCUGACGUCGCCGUCAAGGUCAUCGACAAGCGAUCCGCCGCCGCCGCCUCCAUGGAGCCCCACAUCCUCCGCGAGGUCUCCGCCAUGCGCCGCCUCCGCAGCCACCCGCACAUCCUCGAGCUCCACGAGGUCCUCGCUACCAGAUCCCGGAUCUACCUCGUCAUGGAGCUUGCCCCCGGCGGCGAGCUCCUCGCAAGGGUUCGCCGACACCGCCGGCUCCCGGAGCCCGCCGCCCGCCGAUACUUCCAUCAGGUCGUCUCCGCCCUCCGCUUCUGCCACAGGAACGGAGUCUUCCACCGGGACAUCAAGCCCCAGAACCUCCUACUUGACCGGAACGGGCUCCUCAAGAUCACCGAUUUCGGGCUCUCUGCACUCUUUGACCAGAAGCGGGCCUGCGGAGACCUGAUCCACACUGCCUGCGGCACGCCGGCGUACACGGCGCCGGAAGUCGUCCGCCGGAGCGGUUACGACGGCGGGAAGGCCGAUGCCUGGUCGUGUGGGGUCCUCCUCUACGUUUUCCUGGUUGGCAGCCUCCCCUUUGACGAUGGCAAUUUAUCAAACAUGUAUCGGGCCAUGAACCAACGGGCCUUUGAUUUGCCAGAUUGGCUGUCGAGGCCGGCGAAGAUGGUGAUAUACAAGCUCUUGGACCCGAACCCAAACACAAGAAUGGGCCUAGACGAGUUAAUCGGGCUCUCCUGGUUCAAGAAAUCCUACUCGGAGAAUAAUCUGGCGGCACGGGACGUCAGGCCGGGCUUUUUAGAUGGGAGUGAGUUCAAGCAUUCCCCUAAUUUAAAUGCCUUUGACAUAAUAUCCAUGUCCUCUGGUUUAAAUUUGUCCGGGCUUUUCGAGAAGGAGACUGUUCAUACGGAUAUGAGGUUUUUAGCCUGUGGUGUGGAUGUGGCAGAGAUUGAGAAGAAGGUGGCUGGUGCUGGGGCUGCAUUGGGGUUCAAAAUCGAAUUAGGGAAAGUUGGGGGGUUGAUAAGGAUGGUAAAGGGAGGGGUAGUUUUGGUAAUUCAGGUUCGGCACGUUGGGGCAGUCGGGCUGUGGUUACUGGAGCUGAAUCUUGUUGAUGGCGCGGUGGCCGAUUUGGAGGAUUUGCAGUGGGAGGAGUUGAAAACAGGGCUUGGUGGUGGUGUCUCAAUGAACAAAGAGGUCUAA